AUGGAUCCACGCAAUUAUAACCACUCGGGGGUCCCGCCUCAGCCCUACAUCGAGACCCUUCAAUCCGACACACCCUCGCACCUCUAUCCAUUCAGCCCUUCAGAUAACCAGGAUGAGAUACAGCACGUCCCCUACACUGUUGACAGACCUGCUCCCACCGCCGUCACCGCCAAUCCUCACAACUUUCCUCAACAGCAACAGCACUUUUAUGAACAGCAUCACAACCCCAUCAUUUACAAUGUAACUGACAACAACAACAUCAACAGUAACAACGAUAACUUUUCUGGAGCGGGAGUGGGACACGCAGUUGGAGAAGGUCACAACAAUACAGCCUUUCAUUCUUUGACUGCAUCCUCUGCAUCUUCGACAGUCCAAGACUCGUCGAUUGUCACAUCCAUUCUCCCACCCUUCUCGUCAAGCUCCGUCCCAGGACCAGCAGAACCAGCGGCCGUCGCAUCCACAAUCACCAGCUCUACCCAUCAGUCCUUAUCCUUCAUGGAUUCGAUCUUCAAAAAGAAACACCGCCGUCGCCAAUCCGCCUCCGUCCCUGGUUGGGACUCUGACGACGACGAGGUCAUGGAUCGUACCACCGUCGCACCCUCCGAACACCCCUCUCAUCCCUCUUCUUCUUCACAGGACCGGAUGACGAGUGAAAAGAGCGUCUGGCUUCAGAAGGAACACGGCAAACAAAAGCGAGUCAAAAUUUGUAUCUGUGUCGGUGUCGUCGCCUGCUUUAUUGUCCUCGGUGCCAUCCUCGGAUUCACCUACAAGGAGCAGUGGACCCGCCACGACUACAGCAACAUCGGCACUCGCCCCAAAAAAGGACCUCGGCCCACUUUUACACCCGGAGUAAACCCUCUUGAGCAACUCCAUCAGACCAUCGAGUCCACGUUCCAUGUCAACACCACCAUCAUCCCCGACCCGAACCUCCACAAGGUCUUUUACGGCAUCGACUAUACACCUCGCGGAUCCCAGGAGCCUGAUUGUAGAGUCAACCUGGGCAAUGUGAUUGAGGACGUCAAGGUCAUUUCACAGUUGACCACCCGGAUCCGACUCUAUGGUAUGGCCUGUAGUCAGGCCGAUGAUGUGAUGAAGGCCCUCCAAUACCUCGAUCUGCCCGACAUGCAGGUCAUUUUGACGCUUUGGGUCGACAACAACAAAGCCUCAUGGGAGAAGCAGACUCGCUCAUUCUGGAACCUGAUCGACAACAGCCUGAUCAUGGACGCUGGCACCUACACCUCGGACAUGCUCCACGAACAAGCCGUCCAGUCCGCAGACACGAUCACCAUCUCUAAGGUCGCCUCUCGCAUCAUCGGCAUCUCUGUCGGAAACGAGGUCCUCUUCCGAAACGAAGAUCCAACCAAUAAGGAGGACCACGUCUCCCUCGAGACCCUUGGCGCAUACAUCCAGGAAAUCCGUGGCGGGCUCAGUGACAGGGCUGCAUCUACCGCAUUGUCCUCGAACCCGACCUACAGUGCGCUCGGUCAACAACUGACGCAGAUCCCUAUUUUCUCUUCGGAUCUGGGCAGGAAUGCACAUCAGAUUGUAGACGAGGUCGAUUGGGUGUUGUCGAACAUCCAUCCGUUCUUUGCGUAUACGUCUGCGAGCAAAGCGGCUGAUUGGGCAUUUGCCAACUUUAAGGAUGAGACCCUGAAGGCAGCCCGUGGUAAACCGGCCAUGAUCUCCGAGGUCGGAUGGCCUAGUGGUCCCAGCUCCGCCGCCCUGGGCCCAGCCGUGCCAUCGGUGGAGAACCUGCAGACGUUCGUCAACACAUGGGUCUGCCAGGCCAACAUGAAGAACGUACCCUAUUACUACUUUGAGGCCUUUGACGAGCCCUGGAAGAACUCGAUCAAUCCCCGCGAGUCCCAAUGGGGUCUCAUGACCGUCGACCGCAAACUCAAAGUCACCAUCCCCAAUUGCUAA
Linnemannia hyalina is the source of this 1923-nucleotide messenger RNA. NCBI's taxonomy places the organism in Eukaryota, Fungi, Mortierellomycota, Mortierellomycetes, Mortierellales, Mortierellaceae. The record is from the annotation of a GenBank genome assembly.